CAAAAACUUUUGUUUCAUGAAAUUUAUUCUUAACUAAGAAGUCAACGGUUCGGUCGGUCAGCACUUUUCGCACAAUUGGCACUCAGUUUUACACUUAUUUUAUCGCAAAUCACAUCUCAUUUUGAUUUUUUGUUUCUAAAAUUUAUUUUUUUUGUUUUGCUUUAAAGUUCUUCUAAUUCAAGAAGUUUUACACAAAAGUCAUUUGAGUGCAAGAUUUUUGCCAAUAUUCUUGAAUAUUAUAAAUUUUAAAUUAAUAUUUCAUAAAAUGGUUGUAUUCAACACUCCAUUGCCAUGUAUGCCUUCACCACCGCUCACAUUAUGGACGACUAGUCUUCCAGGAUCUCCCUGUCCUCUGAUAUCUCCGAUGCCAUCGGUGUCUCCACUAUCUUCAAGUCACUGCAGCUCUUUAGCGCCAUCGCCCACCACAACACUGCCCAUCGCCAGUCCACUCUCAUUAUCUGCCUUUAAUUACGGCACAAGUGUUGUCAUAAGACCCACCACUUGGAACCAAUCCUAUGGUAUGGAACAGAAAUGUGGACAUGGAUGGACUUCCAUGAAAGGGAGAGUUGUAUUUUGGUUUGACUUAUUGUCGCCCUAUUAUUCCAAUGGUUUCGUUGCAUUCAAACUUUAUGGCCAACAGUGCGAUAGGUGUAAGACUGAUGGCUAUGAACAGGCCAUGUGGUAUCCCGAAGAAGUGUGCAAAGUGCUGACCAACCUAUACAACAAAGUCGGGCAAUUGUUUUACGGCUUCUAUCAGCCGCCCAUUGAAAAGACUCGUCGAUCGGGUAAACCGCGAACCCCUCAUAACAGCGACUUAUGUCAGGCCUGUAAGGAUGGUCUCUGUGCUGAUCGCAAAUGACAUACAUAUCGGUAGUCCUUUAUGUCUCAUCACUUUCGCUGUAUGUCUGCAAUUAAUUUCUUUAUGACUGAGUUAUAUGUCUGUAAAACCUAAACAUUUUCACUCAAAUCAC
Molecule: messenger RNA, 971 nt
Organism: Oppiella nova
Lineage: Eukaryota; Metazoa; Arthropoda; Arachnida; Sarcoptiformes; Oppiidae
Source: the annotation of a GenBank genome assembly